AUGUCAAAACCGAACGUUCUAGUCCUUGGAGGAUGUGGUUUUAUUGGAAGAAGCUUGGUUGAAUAUCUCGUAAGCAAUGACCUUGCAUCGCGCAUAAAAGUAGUAGACAAAACACCACCACUUAUGGCCUGGCUUAAUACCAAACAUUCAGAUGCAUUUGCUGAUGAGCGGGUGGAGUUUGCAAGUGCGAAUUUAUUAAAUCCAGCGUCUUGUCAAAAUGCCUUCCGCAUGGAUGGAUGCGGCGAAGACGGUUGUUGGGAUUAUGUGAUAAAUUGUGCUGCUGAAACAAAACCCGGCCAAACGGACCCGGUGUAUCAGGAAGGAAUACUAAAGUUAAGUUUGAAUUGUGCAACUGAGGCUGUGAAGCAUAGAGCUAAGCGUUACAUCGAACUGAGCACCGGCAGCAUGCAUUCCGAUGAGACAGAACCACAGAAAGAAGACUGCCCCGUCGAACCUUGGACGAUGGUUGGAAAGUAUAAGGCAAAAGUAGAGCAGGCACUAACUACCGUAAAAGAUUUGCCAUAUACCAUUCUUAGAAUUCCAAUUUGCUACGGAGUUGGCGACAGAAAGGGAUUGACUCCUCGCAUUAUUAUAGCGGGAAUUUACAAACAUCUUGGCGAAACUAUGAAAUUACUAUGGACUGGAUCAAUGAAGAUGAACGUAGUUCAUGUGGAUGAUGUGUGUGGAAGCAUUUGGGAGGUUUUACAAACUGAUCGUGCCUUGCAUGAUACCAUUAACAUUUGUGAUGAUAGUAAUGCCACCCAGGGCAUGAUCAGUGGGCUUUUAGCUGAUAUGUUCGGUAUUCAAAUAGACUACUGGGGCGUGACAAUGUCCAACAUGACGAAACUCGAUAUGGCGGGAGCGAUCGAAGAAAUCAACGAUCGUCACCUUGGACCAUGGGCAGAAUUGUGUCAGCGGGAUGGAGUACAGAAUACCCCACUGACGCCGUACAUGGACCAGGAGUUGUUGCUUCAUAAGCAUUUACACUUAAGCAACGACAAGCUUAAGUCCUACGGGUAUAAGCUGCGACAUCCUCAAAUUACUCGAGAGUUAUUAGAAGAAAUAGUUCAUGAUUUUGUUGCAAUGAAUCAUUUUCCUCGAGCUUUGCUCGCUUGA
This is a messenger RNA of Anopheles nili, 1116 nucleotides long. RefSeq lists its product as uncharacterized. NCBI's taxonomy places the organism in Eukaryota, Metazoa, Arthropoda, Insecta, Diptera, Culicidae. The transcript is spliced from 3 exons. The record is from RefSeq and is a predicted model, not a curated record. The coding region runs from base 1 to 1116 and encodes 371 amino acids.